UGGAGUUAUCUAGGCGUAAUUCCUGAAUACAACUUCCUGUUGUCUCGCAUUGUGUUUAAGGCUUUAGUGAGUUUCAUAAACUCACUUUAAAAGUGAGGUUAUGAAUCUUUAUUGUCUUGUAAUAACUUUUUAUCAAAGCAGCAAGUUUUAAGCAAGUCAUUAAUCUGAAUAUUUCAUACUCAGAUUACUUCAGACUGUUUUACUUGUGUAUAAGUGGAAAGCAACUAGUGUAUAAUCAGUACAAUAUUGUUUACGAAGAGCUCUCUUUAUCACAUGUAUGAUCACCACAACAUAAUUUGAAGUUUUAUGUUUUGUUUUACAGACUAUAUCUAUAAAGCGACUAUGUGCAGAAAAAAAGUUCGAAGUGACAGACAAUUUGAUAACGUGGAUUACACACAACUUACAGAAACUGAUAAUGAUUUCUUUGAUUCACAAUUUGUAAGCCCACCAAUAAAAAUACCGUGGAAGGCUAUUAUGUUAGCAGUUCUCCUAUUCAUUGGGGGCACUAUCAUGCUCAUAAUGGGAAGCUUGAUUAUAAGUGGACACAUUGAUUCAAAAUAUUCAGAUCGGAUAUGGCCAGUAAUAAUUUUAGGAGCCUUGAUGUUCAUACCGGGAGCUUAUCAUAUGAGGGUAGCUAUUUUAGCAUAUCAGAAAGUACCUGGCUAUUCCUUUGAUGAUAUACCUGAGUUUGAUUAA
Messenger RNA from Atta colombica, 696 nucleotides. Its product is annotated as transmembrane protein 230. NCBI's taxonomy places the organism in Eukaryota, Metazoa, Arthropoda, Insecta, Hymenoptera, Formicidae. The transcript has 4 exons. Gene Ontology annotation, cellular component: endomembrane system. The record is from RefSeq and is a predicted model, not a curated record. Bases 307 to 696 code for a protein of 129 amino acids.